CGAAUGAAUGGAAUGCUUGAAGGCUUUCACUUCGCUAGAUUACAAGCAGAACUAAUCGAAAAUAAGGAGGACGAGAAAGUCAAGCGGCAAGAACAAUUUGCGCCGAAUCCGAUUUUCUUCUUCCUCGCGUCGAUUUUGCUGUAAAAUUAUGCAAUUUUUGUAAUGCAUCUUGGCGAAGGAGAGGACUAGAAGGAAAGGAACCAACAACCCCCAACCGCUCACCCUUUUCUUUUUCUCCUCACAUUUCCAACCUCCACCGAGAACGACCCGUCAUCUCCCGCGGGCUGCGUCUUCCUUGCUUCAGAUCCGCUCCAUCUCCUUUUCGUUUAAAUCCUCACAUCUCAUCCUCGACUUCCUCGUGUUAAUGAAGAUUCGCCGGAGGCGGUUACUCUGACCUGCGAAGCGGGGGAAAGGAGGAAAGGGGGAAAAGAGAAGGACGAUUCUCUUCAUAUCGGAACUGAAACCCGAGGAUGAUGGUGGAUUCCGGUCCCUUAACUGCCGGUCAGGUUUCUUUUUUGUUGGGAUUUAUUCCUGUAUUUACAGCAUGGUUAUAUUCAGAGAUAUUGGAAUACAGGAAAUUCUCCUCUCCUUUGAAAGUCCAUUCAGAUACCAAUCUGGUUGAGUUAGGAAAUGUAAUGGUUAAAGAAGGCGACCACGUCAUGUUGCUUGAAGGAGGCUUAUCAAAGUCUGCAUCUGCGAAGUUUCAGAGUGCUUCUAUUCGUACAACUGUAAUAAGAUUUGUAACGAUGGAUGAAUCCUUCUUAGUUGAAAACCGGGCACUUUUACGUGCAUUGUCAGAAUUUGGUGGCUUCCUGGUCUACUUCUACAUAUGUGACCGAACCAACUUGUUCUCAGAAACCAGCAAGAGUUAUAGCCGUGACCUAUUUGUCUUCCUCUACCUUCUUCUCAUCGUAGCAUCUGCCAUGACUUCUUUAAAGAAGCACCAUGACAAGUCAGCGUUCUCAGGAAAAUCUAUUCUUUACUUAAACCGGCAUCAAACUGAAGAGUGGAAGGGAUGGAUGCAGGUCUUAUUUUUGAUGUACCACUAUUUUGCUGCCACGGAGAUAUACAACGCAAUACGUGUGUUCAUUGCUGCCUAUGUCUGGAUGACUGGAUUCGGGAACUUCUCUUACUAUUAUAUAAGGAAGGAUUUUAGUCUUGCACGAUUUGCUCAGAUGAUGUGGCGUCUAAAUUUCUUUGUGAUAUUUUGUUGCAUCGUCCUCAACAAUGAUUACAUGCUAUAUUAUAUCUGCCCAAUGCAUACGCUCUUCACAGUCAUGGUAUACGUGACGCUUGGUAUCUUCAACAAAUACAAUGAGAUUGGGUCAGUGAUGGCUGUGAAGAUCAUGUCCUGUUUUUUGGUGGUGUUCUUGAUUUGGGAAGUUCCUGGGGUUUUUUAUCUUCUUUGGAGCCCCUUCACCUUCUUUUUAGGGUAUAAAGAUCCAGAGCCUUCUAAGGCGAACCUCCCUCUUUUGCAUGAGUGGCAUUUCAGAUCCGGACUUGAUCGCUACAUCUGGAUCAUAGGAAUGAUAUAUGCUUACUACCAUCCAAAUGUUGAAAGAUGGAUGGAAAAAGUUGAAGAAGCUGAAGCCAAACUCAGGUUCUCAAUUAAAACAUGUAUAAUUGCAGUUAGUUUGAUGGUUGGUUUUUUGUGGUACGAGUACAUUUACAAACUAGAUAAAGUUAGUUACAAUAAGUAUCAUCCCUAUACGUCAUGGAUCCCAAUCACUGUUUAUAUUUGCUUGCGAAAUGCAACCCAGCAGUUGCGAAAUUAUUCCUUGACUCUUUUUGCGUGGCUUGGCAAGAUCACGCUUGAGACAUAUAUCUCUCAGAUCCAUAUUUGGCUUCGGUCAAGCCAGCCAAAUGGUCAACCCAAAUGGCUGCUUUCUUUUAUUCCAAAUUACCCACUGCUCAAUUUUAUGCUUACCACCACAAUCUAUCUAUUCAUAUCGUAUAGGAUCUUUGAGCUUACAAAUACUCUAAAGAAUGCAUUCGUCCCUACAAAAGACAACAAGCGCCUACUGCAAAAUUUUAUUGCAGGGUUAGCCAUUUGCGUCUUCUUGUAUGUUCUCUCAUUCGCUUUCCUCCUCCUACCUACACCCACGGCAUAAACAUUGAAAUCAUAUUAUUUGAAAAGAAAUUUCCUUUGGGUAGCAGAGGCAUAUGAGUUCAGUUAAAAAGCAUAAAGGCUGGGUGAUUUGGUUGAUUCGGUAAUCUAUCAGGAAAAACUUGGGAGAUUUGAAUCAAGCAAUUGGUAGCGGAAAUAUGGCAAUGUGAGCCUUUUUGGAAAUGAGAUGGCAAGUGCUGUGGGAGGUCUCAUCUGUUUGGAUGUAUAUUUUUUUUUCUUUUGUUAUUUUAUGAGUAAUAUAUUCAUGAAUUCUUAAGAAUGGUCAUUAUAUCAAUUCCUGUGGUAAUGGCCUUUGUUUUA
Dendrobium catenatum is the source of this 2428-nucleotide messenger RNA. Its product is annotated as protein REDUCED WALL ACETYLATION 1. NCBI's taxonomy places the organism in Eukaryota, Viridiplantae, Streptophyta, Magnoliopsida, Asparagales, Orchidaceae. Gene Ontology annotation, molecular function: acetyltransferase activity. The coding region runs from base 471 to 2111 and encodes 546 amino acids. Gene Ontology annotation, cellular component: Golgi apparatus. Gene Ontology annotation, biological process: xyloglucan metabolic process; xylan biosynthetic process; plant-type secondary cell wall biogenesis. The transcript is spliced from 17 exons. The record is from RefSeq and is a predicted model, not a curated record.